Nomascus leucogenys (northern white-cheeked gibbon) is the source of this 1179-nucleotide messenger RNA. RefSeq names its product glutathione S-transferase theta-1. The record is from RefSeq and is a predicted model, not a curated record. Gene Ontology annotation, molecular function: glutathione transferase activity. Gene Ontology annotation, biological process: glutathione metabolic process. Gene Ontology annotation, cellular component: cytoplasm. Lineage: Eukaryota; Metazoa; Chordata; Mammalia; Primates; Hylobatidae.
GGCGUGGUCUGAGGUCCGAGACCCCAGUCCUGGCACUGGAGUUUGCUGACUCCCUGUGGUUUCCGGUCUGGUCGGUCGGUCCCCGCUAUGGGCCUGGAGCUGUACCUGGACCUGCUGUCCCAGCCUUGCCGCGCUGUUUACAUCUUCGCCAAGAAGAACGACAUUCCCUUCGAGCUGCGCAUCGUGGAUCUGAUUAAAGGUCAGCACUUAAGCGAUGCCUUUGCCCAGGUGAACCCCCUCAAGAAGGUGCCAGCCUUGAAGGACGAGGACUUCACCUUGACGGAGAGUGUGGCCAUCCUGCUCUACCUGACGCGCAAGUAUAAGGUCCCUGACUACUGGUACCCUCAGGACCUGCAGGCCCGUGCCCGUGUGGAUGAGUACCUGGCAUGGCAGCACACGACUCUGCGGAGAAGCUGCCUCCGGGCCUUGUGGCAUAAGAUGAUGUUCCCUGUUUUCCUGGGUGAGCCAGUAUCUCCCCAGACACUGGCAGCCACCCUGGCAGAGUUGGAUGUGACCCUGCAGUUGCUCCAGGACAAGUUCCUCCAGAACAAGGCCUUCCUUACUGGUCCUCACAUCUCCUUAGCUGACCUCGUAGCCAUCACAGAGCUGAUGCAUCCCGUGGGUGCUGGCUGCCAAGUCUUCGAAGGCCGACCCAAGCUGGCCACAUGGCGGCAGCGCGUGGAGGCAGCAGUGGGGGAGGACCUCUUCCGGGAGGCCCAUGAGGUCAUUCUGAAGGCCAAGGACUUCCCACCUGCAGACCCCACCAUAAAGCAGAAGCUGAUGCCCUGGGUGCUGGCCAUGAUCCGGUGAGCUGGGAAACCUCACCCUUGCACUGUCCUCAGCAGUCCACAAAGCAUUUUCAUUUCUUUUCUCGUGAUCCGCCCGCCUUGGCCUCCCAAAGUGCUGGAAUUACAGGCUUGAGCUACCGCGCCCGGCCGGCAUUUUCAUUUCUAAUGGCCCAUGGGAGCCAGGCCCAGAAAGCAGGAAUGGCUUGCCUAAGACUUGCCCAAGUCCCAGAGCGCCUCACCUCCCGAAGCCACCAUCCCUACCCUGUCUUCCACAGCCACCUGAAAGCCACAAUGAGAAUGAUGCACACUGAGGCCUUGUGUCUUUUAAUCCCUGCAUUUCAUUUUCAUUUUGGAUAAUAAACCUGGGCUCAGCCUGAGCCUCUGCUUCUAA